AUGUCGAGCACAGUCACUGAAAAUCAAAAGACAUCAACAACUGAUGUUUCUAAACAACAAGCAAAUUCAAAUGAUGGGUAUACCGAAAGACAAUUACAAAGUUCAUUUCAACCAUCAUCGUCAUCAUCGAAUGUGGAGCAAGUGGCUGAUCAAUUACAAACAUUGAAUGUUUCGUCGAAAGUAACCAUGCGAUCUGAUGCUCCGCCAUUCACACCAUCAUUUGAAGCAACGAAAACAUCCGCAAAUGAUGCUUCGGAAAGCAAAAUCAAAACCGAAUUAGUCUACAAUCUGAAGAAAUAUAAACAUGACUAUUUUAUCUCGGAACUUUCAUGUAGUUUUGACCGCGAAAAUGGCAAAUUUGGCGCACCAACAGGCAUCUGUGCAUUACCAGAUGAUCGUUUAUUAGUAGCGAACUUCGAUCGUGAUUCAGUCUUUCUUCUGGAUAUCAACGGCGUUGUUCAUCAAAUUUUCAAAGAUUUACCAACACCGAAAGCAGUCAUUCAUCAUUCGACUGGAUCAGCCUCGCAAGCUGUGGUUGCCACAAGAAAAGAAGCUGUCAUCCUAGAUUUAAAUACAAACAAAGUCGUCAUCAGAAGUAAAAUUCGUGGAUUCUAUCCGUGGAACAUUCAAUACGUUCAAGAACGAGGUGUUUACGCCGCAUGCGAUCCAUCCGGUGAACGUAUCGUGUUUCUUGAUAAUAAUCUUGCUGAGAUUGGUGUUUGGUCGUUUCACGAUGCAGCUCAAGAUCAUUUACUUCAAACAACACCUCAACUGUAUCAAAAAGUCUAUCCGUAUGCUGCUUAUUUCUUAGGAAAUGAUACAUCGUUUGUUUUAACACAUCGUCAAGACAAAUGUAAUCUCGAUGAGUAUGAUAACUCGAGUGCAACACCGAAAUCGUCAUACAACAUUCCUCAAAGCUUACAAUCGUAUUCGAUCUAUGUUGAUAACGAUAAAAAAUGCUUGAUACCCGAUAAACUCAAUCAUCGUUUGGUCUCUAUUGAUAAAGAUUCGAAUGUCGAAGAAUACAAAUGUAAAUCAAUCCAAGAGCCCUAUUCCAUUACAUUUUUAUCAACAGGUACAUUAUGCGUCACCGAUUGGAAUAAAUCUCAUGGAUCAAGUGGGGGCAUCUCGAUUAUCAGUGAAGUCAAUUUGAAACAAAAACAGUAA
This is a messenger RNA of Adineta ricciae, 1167 nucleotides long. Lineage: Eukaryota; Metazoa; Rotifera; Eurotatoria; Adinetida; Adinetidae. The record is from the annotation of a GenBank genome assembly.